Molecule: messenger RNA, 3090 nt
Organism: Penicillium macrosclerotiorum
Lineage: Eukaryota; Fungi; Ascomycota; Eurotiomycetes; Eurotiales; Aspergillaceae
Product: putative nuclear serine protease HtrA2/Nma111
Exons: 4
Coding region: 1-3090 (1029 amino acids)
Biological process (GO): proteolysis
Molecular function (GO): serine-type endopeptidase activity; protein binding
Source: RefSeq, a predicted model, not a curated record
AUGGAAGCAAACGGGGAUAUUGGAGCAAAGCGCAAGCGCACAGCCAUCGCCGGCGCCGUGGAGCGGCCCGCGAAACAUCUCAAGCCUGAAGGCUCGGUCCUCACCCCCGGGGACUCUACCCCGGCCAAUGGGACUGUCUAUAAUGUGGAAGAGGAGAAUGAUGCCGGCCACAUGCUUGCUCUGGGGCCCGCGCAGGCAGAUUCGCCUGAAUGGCAAGCUACCAUCGAGACUGUCGUUAAGAGCGUGGUCUCGAUCCAUUUCUGUCAAACGUGCUCCUUCGACACCGAGUUGUCGAUGAGCAGCCAGGCCACCGGUUUUGUGGUCGAUGCAGAGCGUGGAUAUAUCCUGACCAACCGACAUGUCGUCGGUGCGGGUCCGUUCUGGGGAUAUUGUAUUUUCGACAACCAUGAAGAGUGCGACGUCCGACCCGUAUAUCGGGAUCCCGUUCAUGAUUUCGGCAUUCUUCAGUUCGACCCGAAGGCCAUCCGCUAUAUGAAGCUUACGGAGCUCAAACUACAACCCACGGGAGCCCAAGUUGGUGCGGAAAUUCGGGUGGUUGGUAACGAUGCUGGAGAGAAGCUGAGCAUUCUGUCUGGUGUCAUCAGUCGGUUGGACCGCAACGCACCGGAGUACGGCGAGGGCUACAGUGAUUUCAACACAAACUACAUCCAAGCUGCGGCUGCCGCCAGCGGUGGUAGUUCCGGAAGUCCGGUGGUGAAUAUCGACGGCAACGCUGUGGCUCUGCAAGCCGGUGGCCGUGCUGAUGGUGCUGCUACAGACUACUUCCUGCCGUUGGAUCGGCCACUCCGUGCGCUUGAGUGCAUCCGCCAAGGCGCGCCGGUGACCCGUGGAACUAUUCAGACCCAGUGGAUCCUCAAGCCCUUUGACGAAUGUCGUCGUCUUGGUUUGACUCCAGAGUGGGAGGCGGCUGUACGCAAGGCUGCCCCUGCUGAAACUAACAUGCUUGCAGCUGAGAUCAUCCUUCCGGAAGGCCCUGGAGAUGGCAAGCUGCAAGAAGGCGAUGUGCUGUUGAAGGUGAAUGAUGAACUUCUCACCCAAUUUGUCCGCCUUGAUGACAUUCUGGACUCCAGCGUGGGCAAGACCGUCCGGCUGCUGGUUCAGCGAGGCGGAGAAGAUCUCGAGGUUGAGUGUGAGGUAGGUGACCUCCACGCCAUCACCCCGGAUCGAUUCGUCACGGUUGCCGGUGGUACUUUCCACGAUCUAUCGUACCAGCAGGCCCGUCUCUAUGCGAUCGCUACCCGCGGAGUGUAUAUAUGUGAAGCUGCUGGCUCAUUCAAGCUCGAGAACACCCUGUCGGGCUGGAUCGUCGACUCGGUGGACAAGCGUCCCACUCGCAAUCUUGAUGAAUUCGUAGAGGUGAUGAAGACUAUCCCCGACCGCUCGCGUGUGGUCAUUUCAUACCGCCAUAUUCGCGAUCUGCACACCAAGGGAACCAGCAUCAUCUAUGUCGACCGCCACUGGCACCCAAAGAUGCGCCUGGCCGUCCGUAACGAUGAGACUGGUAUCUGGGACUUCUCAGACCUUGCUGAGCCUAUUCCUGCCGAGAUUCCUGUUCCCCGAAAGGCAGACUUCAUUCAAUUGGAUGGCGUGAGCCAGCCUGCUGCAGCCGAAAUUGUACGCAGCUUUGUACGCGUCUCUUGUACCAUGCCUCUCAAAAUCGACGGCUAUCCACAAGCCAAGAAGACUGGCUUUGGUCUAGUCAUCGAUGCUGAGAAGGGCUUAGUUGUCGUUUCUCGGGCUAUUGUCCCGUAUGAUCUCUGUGACAUCAACAUCACUGUCGCCGAUUCUAUCAUCAUCAGCGCCAAGGUUGUAUUCUUGCACCCGCUGCAGAAUUACAGCAUCAUCCAGUACGACCCCAGCCUCGUCCAGGCGCCAGUGCAAAGCGCUCGCCUCAGCUCCGAUUAUAUCAAGCAGGGCCAGGACACUAUUUUCGUUGGGUUCAACCAAAACUUCCGUAUUGUUGUGGCUAAGACUGCCGUCACCGACAUCACCACAGUUUCAAUUCCCGCCAAUACUUCUGCUCCGCGAUACCGGGCUAUCAAUCUGGAUGCCAUCACAGUGGACACCGGUCUCAGCGGACAGUGUACCAAUGGUGUCUUGAUCGGUGAAGACGGUGUGGUUCAGGCUCUAUGGCUGAAUUACCUUGGUGAGCGUACUCCGGGUUCUCACAAAGAUGUCGAGUACCACCUUGGAUUUUCUACGCCGUCAUUACUUCCUGUUACCUCCAAGAUUCAAGAAGGCAUUACUCCAAGGUUGCGCAUCCUCAACAUGGAGAGUUAUGUUGUGCAAAUGAGCCAGGCGCGUAUUAUGGGUGUGUCAGAAGAGUGGAUUCAGAAGGUCGCCCAGGCCAACCCUUCCCGCCACCAGCUCUUCAUGGUCCGCAAGGUGGACUGUCCGCCCGCGACCUUGGCCUCUGACGCCGACUCUUUCCAGGAAGCCGACAUCAUUCUCACCCUGGACGACCAACUCAUCACUCGUGUCUCGGAGCUGGAUAUGAUGUAUGAGAAGGAGUUCCUUGAUGCUUUAAUUGUGCGAAACGGGCAGGAAAUGCGUAUUCGUGUUCCGACUAUCCCAACAGAGGACCUUGAGACUGACCGCGCAGUUGUCUUCUGCGGUGCUGUUCUGCAGAAGCCUCAUCACGCUGUGCGUCAGCAGAUCUCUAAACUUCAUAGCGAGAUCUAUGUGAGCGCAAGGAGCCGCGGUUCUCCCGCCUACCAUUAUGGUCUUUCGCCUACCAACUUCAUCACUGCUGUCAACGGUGUCGCAACUCCUGACCUGGAUGCCUUUGUCAAAGAGGUUAGCAAAAUCCCCAACAACACGUACUUCCGUCUCCGCGCAGUGACUUUCGACAAUGUACCAUGGGUGGUUACCAUGAAGAAGAACGAUCACUACUUCCCCAUGUCUGAAUAUAUCAAAGACCCCUCCACAUCUGCCGGCUGGCGCACCGUGUCCCAUGACAAGCGCGGGGACAAACUCGGCGCGUCUCCGGACGCCGUUAAUCUCAACUUCGACGCGAUGGAUGAGGGGCUCGAGGAUGGUGGCAGUGACAUGGAGCCUGACUUCGAGUAA